AAGCAAUGAUUUGGAGCUUUCUAGAACACUGGAAGAAGGUUGUGAUUAUGUUUUGGUUCCUCAAGAAGUUUGGAAGAAGCUUGUUGAUUGAGCCUGCGACGAUGUCUAGAACGAGCCAUUCUUCAUCAACAGUGGACUCGACAGCAGUUGAUUCAACCAUGAAUGCAUCGAGAUCCCUUGGAACCUCCUUCACCACCUCUGACAUAUUCCAUUCUCUGCAGAUUACCCAACACAAAUUAAAUGGGUCCAAUUUUCAUGAAUGGUUUCAAUUCGUUUUGUUAGUGAUUCGAGGAAAAGGAAAAGUGGGUUACCUUACUGGUGAAAUCCCUCCUCCGACGAGCAGUGAUGCGAGUUACAAGACAUGGGAAGAUGAAAAUUCCAUUGUCAUGGCGUGGUUAAUUAAUUCCAUGGAGCCGCAAAUAGGACGCACGUAUCUGUUUUACAAGAAUGUUCACGAAAUAUGGAAGGCUGUUCAGGAGAUGUACUUAGAUCUUGGAAACAUGUCUCAGUGUUUUGAAAUUCGUUCUCUCMUGCGGAACAUAAGGCAGGGAUCAAUGUCAGUAACUGAGUACUACAACAGGCUGAUUGACCUAUGGCAAGAAAUGGAUUUGUUUUAUACAAUUCCAUGUAAGUGUACUGAUGAUGGAGUACUGUACAAUCAAGUCCUUGAGAAAAUCGAGUAUUUGAUUUUCUUCAAGGACUCGAUAAAGACUUGGAUGAAGUACGAGGUCGUAUUCUCGAAAUCAAACCCCUUCCUUCACUUCGUGAGGUGUUCUCUGAGGUUCGACGAGAAGAAAGGAGGAAAGUCAUGAUGAACCCAUCCUCACAUGGAAUCCUAGAGGAACAAUCUCAAGGAGCUACACUUGCAUCUACUCGGUCUCAACCUCAGAAGAAAAAAGAAAACCACCAGUGGUGUGAACACUACAAAAAGUCGUAUCACACAAAGGAGACUUGCUGGGACAUUCAUGGAAAACCUCUAGAUUGGAAACCACGGAAUCAGAGGAAAGGCAACCCUUCAGCUCAUGUAGCCGAAUCUGCUGAGACAAAGAAGCCUAACACAACAGCUUUCACACCGGAACAAAUGGAGAUUUUAAGGUCUCUUCUUCACCAGCAACAAAUUUCUGAGACAUCAGGUUCUACACCUACAACGGCAAUUGCACAAUGAGGAUCCGUCUUCGGGGAAGAUGAUURGCAAUGYUGAAGAACGACAUGGUCUCUACUAUCUCACUGAUUCUUCUCCAAGGCCAAAACCAAGAUGAUUGGCAUCUAGUUCGUUGAAUUUAGAUGUACAAAGGAGGGCCUGCUAUACCCAGAAGGUUGAUUUUACAAGGUGAUCUUAACAAGAAUUUUAUUGUUGAGGUUUAUCCACUCUGUCUUAAAGUAAUUGACUCUAGAGACAACACCCUAUCAGUUAUCCAGAUAAGUAAGAAGGCUUCUAUACAUGAGCUUUAUGACAAGGUCUGUGCAAUUCACAAGCUUGAACAAGAGAAGAUUACCAUUUGGGAUUACUUCAAUAAGCGGAAAUAUUCAAGGUUGACUGUUUUGGACCGGACCCUCGAGGAAUACAACUUGCAAAUGGACCAGGAAAUUCUUUUGGAGGUGCCUUUUGAUGGCUCUCAGACCCCUGCAUUCCGAAAAGAGUCAACAGGAAAUGAAUUGGCUUUGGUUCCAAUGCAACCUUCAAGGUCAUCUGUAACAAUUGCAGGAGGCCCUGCCCUUUCUAAUGGUUAUUCAGCAGGUCAUAGCUCAAACUUGAUUCAGGGGAAUAGUUUCAAUUCAGUAUUAACGGAUCUGGAUGAUGGUUAUGAUCUCUUGAGCACCAUGACAAAAGGAGAUAAAGGAGGGUUGGCAGGAUUACAGAACCUGGGAAAUACUUGCUUUAUGAACAGUGCUAUUCAGUGCUUAGUCCAUACGCGACCUCUUCAUGAGUAUUUCUUGCAGGAUUACAGCGAGGAGAUCAACAAACAAAACCCUUUAGGAAUGCAUGGUGAGCUUGCAGUUGCAUUUGGUGAGUUGCUGAGGAAAUUAUGGUCUUCUGGUCGGACACCAAUUGCACCACGAGCUUUUAAGGGGAAACUUGCUCGUUUUGCACCUCAGUUCAGUGGGUAUAACCAGCAUGAUUCUCAAGAACUUCUGGCUUUCUUGUUGGAUGGACUGCAUGAAGAUUUAAAUCGUGUCAAGCAAAAGCCUUACAUUGAAGCAAAGGAUGCAGAUGGCCGUCCAGAUGAGGAAUUUGCAAGUGAAUGUUGGCAAAAUCACAAAGCUCGAAAUGAUUCAAUAAUUGUGGAUGUUUGCCAAGGUCAAUACAAAUCAACACUAGUAUGCCCUUAUUGCAGAAAAGUUUCAGUGACAUUUGAUCCUUUCAUGUACUUAUCAUUGCCAUUACCAUUAAGUGUCACCCGGACAAUGACAAUAUCUGUAUUCUGUGGUGAUGGAAGUGCUCUUCCCAUGCCCUAUACUGUAUCAGUGCUAAAACGUGGUUGUUUUAAAGAUCUUAGUCAGGCCUUGAAUACUGCAUGCUGCUUAAAGAGUGAUGAAAGCUUAUUGCUUGCAGAGGUUUAUGAACAUCGAAUAUUCCGGUAUUUGGAGAAGCUUUUUGAACCCUUAUCUAUGAUAAAGGAUGAUGGGCAUAUUGUAGCUUAUCGGCUUCCUAAAAACCAUGAUGAAUUGACAAGAAUAGAGAUAAUUCACCUUGGCAAUGCAAAAGGUACAUCAGACAUACUCAGCAGUGGGGAUAGGAAGCUUUUUGGAGCACCAUUAGUUACUUGUUUACCAGAGGGUGCACAGACUGCAGCUGAUAUUCAAAUUGCCAUACAUAAAGUGCUUGCCCCAUUGCUGCGAAGGAGAUCAAAUUUUUCUAUUAAUCAUGUCAAUACCAACAAGGAAAAUGGCUGUGCUACAGGAGUCAAUGUUGAUAGACCAGUUAACAGCUGCAAUUCUCAAUUUGAAUCCAGGAACCACAAAGAUAAAAUAGAACUAGAACAAAUGACUUGUGGCGAGUCAUCCUUCCAUCUCUUUUUAACUGAUGAAAAGGGUUUGAGCAGCAGCCCCAUUGAAAAUGAUUUUAUUAUUAAAUUCGAUCAAUCCUUAAAGGUACUGUUGGAUUGGACUGAUAAGGAAAAGGAAUUGUAUGAUGCUAGCUACCUUGAGGACCUUCCUGUGGUAUAUAAGGUUGGACUUGCAGUGAAGAAGACACGGCAGGAAUCAGUUUCUUUAUUUUCAUGCUUAGAGGCAUUCUUGAAGGAGGAACCUCUAGGUCCUGAUGACAUGUGGUACUGUCCUCGUUGCAAAGAACAUAGGCAAGCUACUAAGAAACUUGAUUUAUGGAAACUGCCAGAUAUUCUAGUUGUUCACCUGAAACGAUUCUCAUAUAGCCGAUAUAUUAAGAACAAGCUUGACACAUUUGUAAAUUUCCCUAUCCAUAACCUUGAUUUAAGCAAGUAUGUAAAGUGCAAGGAUGCAGGACUUCAAUCUCAUGUGUAUGAGCUCUAUGCCAUCAGCAACCACUAUGGUGGUCUAGGGGGAGGACACUACUCUGCCUAUGCUAAGUUAAUCGAAGAGGAUAGGUGGUACCAUUUUGAUGACAGUCAUGUUUCUCCAGUCAGUGAGGAUGAGAUCAAGACAGCAGCAGCCUACGUAUUGUUCUAUCAAAGAGUUAAAGUUGAACCUAAAACACAACCAGGAGGGCCAUCAGAUCCUCAUUCUCCAACCUGUUGAAAACCGUUGAUUAGAGGGGUUAGGUCGCAUCAUUUUAUUUUCUAAAUUUACUGGUUCGUCUCCCGCCAAAUACUGCAUUUCCCUAAAUAUCAAUUUUUGCGGGAUGCAUUAUCCAUGCAAGAAGGGGCGGGGUUGCUGCCAAUUAAUUCAAUUUCUCAUCGACGAGGGGGAAGGUUAAAUUUGAGACUGGUGAGAAAGCUGCGCCGGAUUCAGAAAAUUUUUUACAUGAUUCAGAAAGUUCACAAGUUGGUCAACAAUAAUCCAUACUCAAUAGUCAAUAGUUUAGUUUGUUGUAUAGGAAAUUUUGUUGUAAAUUUUCUUUAUUUUGUUUUAUCAAUUUAUUUAUUUGGUUUUUUUCAUCCUUGUAUUCGGAUGUACUACUUGUGGGCAGAUACUGAUUGGAUUUUUAUGCAUAAAAUUCUGUCCUUUGCCUUGAUUCGACUUCCAUUUCCACUAAAUGAGGUUUAGAAUCACUUAGGUUUAUAUGUGCAAUACAAUUAAGUGAUGUUUAAUUUUACAGCAGUGAAAAGUAGAAACAUAAAUUUGUUC
Nelumbo nucifera (sacred lotus) is the source of this 4266-nucleotide messenger RNA. Its product is annotated as ubiquitin carboxyl-terminal hydrolase 9-like. Lineage: Eukaryota; Viridiplantae; Streptophyta; Magnoliopsida; Proteales; Nelumbonaceae. Gene Ontology annotation, molecular function: cysteine-type deubiquitinase activity. The record is from RefSeq and is a predicted model, not a curated record. Gene Ontology annotation, biological process: protein deubiquitination.